AUGUGGCGGCCACUAUACAAGAGAGACGACUGCGUCAACAAUGACGAGGUCGACACCUGCGAAAGAUACACCAGCAAGUUCCUGACAACGGGGGUGCCCCUGAUCAUUGGUCUAUGCCUCUUCCUCGUCCUCGGCAUCGUCCUCUUUGUCAUUGUCCGCCGCAAGCGCCAACAGAGCCACGCGCAAGAAGCCGAGAAGAACCGCCACAUCGACGACGAUAUAGGCGAUGUGGAACUGGUCAUAACGGGGCCCAGAAAUCCAGACGCGACGUACAAACAUUGGGAAGCUCGGGGGUCGAGUCCCGGGUUGGAGUUGGACAACCCCUUUGAGCACGACUCGAUGGUGCCCGGUCGCGACGUCUCGCCCUCGAAGCGAUGA
This is a messenger RNA of Cladophialophora carrionii CBS 160.54, 378 nucleotides long. RefSeq lists its product as uncharacterized. Lineage: Eukaryota; Fungi; Ascomycota; Eurotiomycetes; Chaetothyriales; Herpotrichiellaceae. The transcript has 2 exons. The coding region runs from base 1 to 378 and encodes 125 amino acids. The record is from RefSeq and is a predicted model, not a curated record.